This is a messenger RNA of Cariama cristata (Red-legged seriema), 771 nucleotides long. It is a transcript of the gene NT5C3B, whose product is annotated as 5'-nucleotidase, cytosolic IIIB. The record is from RefSeq and is a predicted model, not a curated record. The transcript is spliced from 7 exons. The annotation marks the transcript as partial. Gene Ontology annotation, cellular component: cytoplasm. Lineage: Eukaryota; Metazoa; Chordata; Aves; Cariamiformes; Cariamidae. Gene Ontology annotation, molecular function: magnesium ion binding; 5'-nucleotidase activity.
GUCAUUUCUGACUUCGACAUGACGCUGAGCAGGUUUGGGUGCAACGGCAGACGCUGCCCCACUUCGCACAAUAUCCUCGAUAACAGUCGUGUUAUCAGUGAGGACUGCAAGAAGAAGCUGAAAGAUCUGCUGCACUAUUACUAUCCCAUUGAAAUCGAUCCCAACCGGACCCUGGAAGAGAAACGUCCCCUCAUGGUGGAGUGGUGGACCAGGGCCCAUGAGCUGCUGUCGCAGCAGAAGAUCCAGAAGGGUGACAUAGCCCAGAUCGUCAGAGAAUCGGACGUGAUGCUGAGGGAUGGAUUCAGUGAGUUAUUUGAUCAGCUGCAUAAGUACAACGUCCCCCUGUUCAUCUUCUCUGCUGGCGUCGGUGAUGUCCUUGAAGAGAUUAUCCGUCAGGCCAACGUCUUCCACUCAAACGUCAACGUGGUGUCCAACUACAUGGACUUUGAUGAUGAUGGAGUCCUCACGCGUUUCAAGGGACCUCUCAUCCACACCUACAACAAGAACAACAGCGUCCUGCAGGAUACAGAGUAUUUCCAGCAGCUGAGCACUAGGACGAGCAUCAUCUUGCUGGGGGACUCCAUGGGUGACCUGACGAUGGCAGACGGCGUUCCCAGUGUGGAGAACAUCCUCAAGAUUGGCUUUCUCAAUGACAAGGUGGGUGUGAGAAGCAGUUGUCUUUACCUGGAUGCCUACGACAUUGUGCUGGAGAGCGAUGAGACGCUGGAUGUGGUCAACGGGAUUCUGCGGUACAUCCUUACUGAGACAUGA